AUGGAUCCGGACCUCAGUUUCAUAACGCCGGAUAUAAAGCUUGAUCAGGUGCCACCAUUGGAUAUAAAAAGGGUUAUUGCUUUUGUUAAUCAUUUUGUUAUGCGGGACGUUCAGUUGAUCAAUUCUUUUGCGGUCAAUGCUGAAAGAAGAGUUUUGGAAAUAGAGAAUCGUAUUAAAAAGUUGACGGUGGAGCUUCAAUUACUAGAGGCGAAGCUGGAUAGUAUUCCAAGUAUUCAGGAAGCAGGAACUUCUAAAGAUACUCGCAGUGGAGAACCUGUGUUUUCCAAAACUUCAGAAACCGUGGGCAGUGGAUCUGUGGCAGACCCUAGUUUGACUCUACAACUGCCUUCAACUGAUGUCAUAACGGACUCUCUGAGUGCUGAAAAGAUGCCGGAGAAGAGCGAGCCUGCUGCAGAAUCAGAAGAAAGUAGAGGGAAGGUAGAGAAUCAAUUGACAAAAAAAAUUAAGGCACAGGAUGACCCUCGCUAUGCAAAAUAUUUUAAAAUGUUAAGACUGGGUGUACUGGAGGCUGCUGUAAAACAAAAAAUGGCUACUGACGGGAUCGAUCCUGAAAUUUUAAAUAAUCCCAAUGCCGAGAUGGAAGUGCUAUUAGUGGCAACGGGAACAGAACUUGUUGGGAAAGGGUCUAGUAGCAGCGAAUUAGAUAACUCGGGAUCGACUUAUGAAUCCAGUGAUAACGAAUGA
This is a messenger RNA of Enterobius vermicularis (human pinworm), 705 nucleotides long. The record is from the annotation of a GenBank genome assembly. NCBI's taxonomy places the organism in Eukaryota, Metazoa, Nematoda, Chromadorea, Rhabditida, Oxyuridae.